Molecule: messenger RNA, 1205 nt
Organism: Linum trigynum
Lineage: Eukaryota; Viridiplantae; Streptophyta; Magnoliopsida; Malpighiales; Linaceae
Source: the annotation of a GenBank genome assembly
ACGGAAAGGCUCAGGUGCCCCAAGUUUUCGAGUAGAACAAAUCAGAGAGAAAAUGAGAACGGGGAACACCAGGAAGCGACUGCGCAGUGAACGAUCCAUCUGCAGCUGCAAAUCUCCUCGACAUGCUUCUCUUCGCCCCUUCGACUUUUACGAAUUGGACGUGUGGACGGAGAUCGCCAAGUUUCUGGAUGGUAAAUCUCUGGUGAAGCUCGCGGUGACCUGCCGGUGGUUCCACGGCGUGAUUAUGCAGGACUCCGUGUGGAAGUUGGCCUGCUUGAGCCAUCUUCAAGUUCCAGCUCCAGAUCGUGUGGAGUUCAAAUGGAUUCAGCUCUACGCUUCGGCAACCAAUGGAAGCCAUUCGUACUCGUUUCACGAGAAGGAGAAACAUCUUGACUGGAUGAGGGUCGGUGCCUUCUUCCUAGACUCACCAUCAGUAAUUCUUACCCAGAGACUGACCUUACCCUUGAAGAUCAUGAAACGUGAACAGCUCAGGACCAUGUUGGGAUCCAAUGGGGCAUGUUUGCUGAGCGGCCUUAAAACAGGCAUCUGGAUGGCAGAUCUACAUCUGGUUCGUUGCCCUAUCUGCAAACUUGAUACUUGCGUGGGAAAAAUGCAGACACUUGAUGCAAGGCAUAUAGAAUUGUUCCUGAGUGAGGAGUACCAGAACUGCAUUUGGGUGUAUGAGCACAUAGGAUCCCACAUAGUUAAAGGAGAAGCAGCCAAGGCAGCCUCUGCAGCCAUGCUGGACCUCAAGCACAUCUCUGACCACCCAACCGCUGAUGUGUUCAAUCUCAAACUCUGGGCUGGACGACCAGACGAUUUCCAACCGAAAGCUAUGAUCACUUUCCACGCCCUUGCAGUCAGCACCAACUUACAGGCCAAUCAAGCAGGACUUCUAUCAAAGUUCUACGUGAUGCGAGAUGGAACUGGCGGAGAAAUUGUUUCCAUCAGAGUCUCUCAGCAGCUCCUGUAACUCCCUCUCCUUUUGUCAAUUCCACCCCGGUGACGGUGAGUGUCAGCCAUCAUCCUUCAUCAGUCACAGAGAAAACAACUCAGAUUUUUAGCUAGUAAGUUCAAACAAGCAACAUAUACAUAUGUCAUCAUACUUUUUUAUUCUCUUGAUUAUUGAACUCCCUUACCUUCAGUCAGAUUCUACAUUCAGUACUUAGACAGAUAGCUUAGAUAAACAAAUGGGGCAUCAGGGU